AUGUUGUUGAAGCACUUUGGGAAGAAUCUGCUAAAAGCUCUGGACCUCAAGCCUCAGUGGGUUCGACCUCCACAGAGUAAGGCGCUGACCUUCCUGCUGCUGCAGCCUCCCAGCCCCAAGCUGCCUCCCCACAGCACCAUCCGCCGCACCGCCAUCGAUCUGAUUGGCCGAGGCUUCACCGUGUGGGAGCCCUACAUGGACGUGUCGGCGGUGCUCAUGGGACUGCUGGAGCUCUGCGCUGACGCCGAGAAGCAGCUGGCUAAUAUCACCAUGGGUUUGCCCCUCAACCCACCGGCCGAUUCUGCUCGCUCAGCACGCCACGCCCUGUCUCUCAUCGCCACUGCCCGUCCACCGGCCUUCAUCACCACCAUUGCAAGAGAGGUUCAUCGAUACAACGCAGCUCAGGCGAACUCUCAGUCGCAGCAGAACGUUCACACCACCACUCUGGCCAGAGCCAAGACCGAGAUACUGCGCGUGAUCGACAUCCUGAUAGAGAAGAUGCCCGGAGACGUCGUGGAUCUGCUGGUCGAGGUGAUGGAUAUCAUCAUGUACUGUAUUGAAGGGUCUCUAGUGAAGAAGAAAGGCCUGCAGGAGUGUUUCCCUGCCAUUUGCAAGUUCUACAUGGUUGGUUAUUGUGACCGCAGUCACCGCAUCGCUGUUGGAGCUCGACAGGGAUCAGUGGCCCUCUACGACGUCCGCACUGGAAAGUGUCAGAACAUCCACGGUCAUAAAGGUCCAAUCACAGCGGUGUCGUUCGCCCCCGAUGGACGUUACCUGGCAACGUACUCCAACGCUGACAGUCACAUCUCCUUCUGGCAGAUGAACACCAGUCUGCUGGGCAGCAUCGGGAUGUUGAACUCGGCCCCUCAGCUCCGCUGCAUUAAGACCUACCAGGUUCCUCCUGUGCAGCCGGCGUCCCCGGGCUCCCAGAAUCACCUGAAGCUCGCCCGCCUCAUCUGGACUUCCAACCGCAACGUCAUCCUCAUGGCCCACGACGGCAAGGAGCAUCGCUUCAUGGUCUAAAGCGGACCUUAAACUCCAGCUGAGUCCUUCUUGUUGUAUCUGUUUUCAUUUUUUUGCUCCAAGGCAGAAAUUCUGCAGCACGGAUUCUCACAGUGGUCAGUUAGUUUCUGCAUCAAAUAUGUAUCCUGAGCAGCAACAAUUGAGUCUAAAAAUAAGUGAAGCUGAUAGUAAAGACUAAGGUGGCUUGUCUUUGAAAAAAAAAGGACAUUUCACAUGAAAAAUCUGAAGAUAUCAAACUACAGCUUGGCCAGAGAAGCCAGGUUUGGACCUGAUGAACUUUUUGUUUUUAUCUUCCAUAGUGAUAAUUGUGAGGAAACUCACGCUGUAAUUGGUUUAAAAGCCCUGCUGGAAGGCUUGUUUACAUUAUGAUUUGCAAUGAUGUAUUUUUUAGCUGUUAACAUCUUCGUGUCAUUCCCAUUUUUUUGCUGUUUUUGCUGUUUUUGCCCGUUGUCACAGAUCUCCUCUGUGCCAUCUUGGGUCCCAGUUGUUGCUGUUACUUUAUUUCGGUGCUAAAUACAAUCAUCUCAUCGUGAAAUUUAAAGGCAUUUGUGGAUUUACUUUGCAGAAAUGCUGAUUGGAAUAUGGAUUUAACAUAGGGACCCUAAAAUGAAUCAAUCCAAUCUUCAUUUUUUUUCUUUAUAUCAAAGGAGUCAAAAAAUUAAAGGACACAAUUAAUUUCUUAAUUUUUAUUUGCUGCACUGAAUUAACUCUAGAAGUCUGUUGAAAAUAUUUCAGAGGAAUUCUCCGCCACUUUCUUGAAAGCUUUGCUUCUCUUCGCCAUCUGGAAGGCAAGUACACUUUUUUCACAUUUCAGACUGCCGCUCUGCUUUUGUGUGAGAGCGAGUUCUUUGGUGUUAGCUUUUACUUUUCUGACACCUUCCAAGCUUUUCCAUCCUCUUCACAUACACUCACAUUUCUGCUUCACGC
Molecule: messenger RNA, 1950 nt
Organism: Plectropomus leopardus (leopard coralgrouper)
Lineage: Eukaryota; Metazoa; Chordata; Actinopteri; Perciformes; Serranidae
Source: RefSeq, a predicted model, not a curated record